Molecule: messenger RNA, 1104 nt
Organism: Ylistrum balloti
Lineage: Eukaryota; Metazoa; Mollusca; Bivalvia; Pectinida; Pectinidae
Product: SR-related and CTD-associated factor 4-like
Exons: 2
Coding region: 1-1104 (367 amino acids)
Source: RefSeq, a predicted model, not a curated record
AUGAUAUCACCUAUGGAGAAAGCACCAGUCUCUAAACGAAACAGUCAACACGGAAUACACCCAGAGAGAAUACCUCCACAAGGUAUACCUUCAAACGGGAUAACUGCACAUGGGUUACCGUCAAACGGGAUAACUGCACAUGGUCUACCCUCAAACGGGAUAACUCCACAUGGUCUACCCUCAAACGGGAUAACUCCACAUGGUCUACCCUCAAACAGGAUAACUACACAAGGGAUAACCCCGAAUGGGAUAACUCCACAAAGUACAUGUAUACACCCCAACGGGUUUACUCCAAAUAGUAUACCACCAAACGGGAAACCUCUUCAUGGGCUACCACGACACGGGAAACCUCUACAAGGUUCAACGGAACGAGAUGGAUUUCCGGUCCUGAGAAAAAGAAACGGAUCUGGAAAUCGAACGAAGGAAAAUGACAAAAUAACACAUCGGCACGUAUUUCAUACCAAUGACUCAAUUCCUACACUCCGAGAGGUUGAUGAAAACAGACCGGAAACUCCUAUCGUCAGAACACGACGGGAGCGUUAUCAACUGGCAAUGGAAGGCAAAACCGGAAAUGGACGUCCAAUAGUACCACGUGAUACACAAGAUGUAUAUUCCUCAAAUGGGAUGUAUAAGAGAAUGUUAGCUUCGACUCCUUCAAAUCCAGUCCGAUCUGGAAAAAGCGGUAGUAGGUGUCCAACCCCAGUUCCCUUUGAUCAGCCACUAACAAGACUCUGCUGGGACAACGGAGGUAACAAGGACCUCGACACUGAGGACGAAGAUGACAGCAACUACCCAUACAACCCUUCAAAGAUACCAUUUACACCUCGGAAUCAAGUCACUAAUCCGCUCUUCCGAAAUUUAAAGCAUAUAAAUGACGUCACUGUGGCGGACAUUGAGGACAUCCACGAUUUUGAGAAAAGCACCGAACAUUUAAACUUGACUCAGAAAGUUCUCAAUUCCUACUUUCGGAAGAAAAUGGAUUGUACACAGAGAAUAGUGAAGUGGUUGGUGGAUUGUGAGGAAAAAUCAAACACGUCUUCACUUCCGGCUCAUUUACCAAAUAUAUUAUAUAGAAACACUAGUGCACAUGCUCGCCAUGAAUGA